AACCGCAGCGCCAGCCCCAGCGGUGCAGAGCCGCAGCCCGGGCCGGGGCCGGCGGCGGCUCAUGGACAGCGGGGCCGGUGGCCGGCGCUGCCCCGAGGCGGCCCUCCUGAUUCUGGAGCCUGUCAGGAUGGGGCCCCUGAGGCCCGGCCCAGGCCCUGAGGGGCAUCGAUUGCUGCUGACCCCCUUGCUGCUGGCACUGCUGCUCCUGCUGGCUCCAUGCCCAGGUCACGCCACACGGGUAGUAUACAAGGUGCCAGAGGAACAGCCACCCAACACCCUCAUUGGGAGCCUCGCAGCUGACUAUGGAUUUCCAGAUGUGGGCCACCUGUACAAACUAGAGGUAGGCGCCCCAUACCUGCGAGUGGAUGGCAAGACGGGUGACAUUUUCACCACUGAGAACUCCAUUGAUCGUGAGGGGCUUCGUGAAUGCCAGAACCAGCUCCCUGGUGAGCCCUGCAUCCUGGAGUUUGAGGUGUCUAUUACAGACCUCGUGCAGAAUGGCAGCCCCCGGCUGCUAGAGGGCCAGAUAGAGGUACAGGACAUCAACGACAACACACCCAACUUCUCCUCACCUGUCAUCACUCUGGCUAUCCCUGAGAACACCAACAUCGGCUCACUCUUCCCCAUCCCGCUGGCUUCAGACCGUGAUGCCGGCCCCAACGGCGUGGCAUCCUAUGAGCUACAGGCCGGACCUGAGGCCCAGGAACUAUUUGGGCUGCAGGUGGCGGAGGACCAGGAGGAGAAGCAGCCCCAGCUCAUCGUGAUGGGCAACCUGGACCGGGAGCGCUGGGACUCCUACGACCUCACCAUCAAGGUUCAGGAUGGUGGCAGCCCCCCACGUGCCAGCAGUGCCCUGCUGCGUGUCACUGUGCUUGACACCAAUGACAACGCCCCCAAGUUCGAGCGGCCCUCCUAUGAGGCCGAGCUGUCUGAGAAUAGCCCCAUAGGCCACUCGGUCAUCCAGGUGAAGGCCAAUGACUCGGACCAAGGUGCCAAUGCGGAGAUUGACUACACGUUCCAUCAGGCACCUGAAGUUGUGAGGCGUCUGCUGCGACUGGACAGGAACACUGGACUUAUCACUGUUCAGGGCCCUGUGGACCGUGAAGACCUGAGCACCCUGCGCUUCUCAGUGCUUGCCAAGGACCGAGGUGCCAACCCCAAGAGUGCCCGUGCCCAGGUGGUCGUGACUGUGAAGGACAUGAAUGACAAUGCCCCCACCAUUGAGAUCCGGGGCAUAGGACUGGUGACCCAUCAAGAUGGGAUGGCUAACAUCUCAGAGGAUGUGGCAGAGGAGACAGCUGUGGCUCUGGUGCAGGUAUCUGACCGAGAUGAGGGAGAGAAUGCAGCUGUCACCUGUGUGGUGGCAGGUGAUGUGCCCUUCCAGCUACGCCAGGCCAGUGAGACAGGCAGUGACAGCAAGAAGAAGUACUUCCUGCAGACCACCACCCCGCUCGACUACGAGAAGGUCAAAGACUACACCAUUGAGAUUGUGGCUGUGGACUCUGGCAACCCCCCACUCUCUAGCACUAACUCCCUCAAGGUGCAGGUGGUGGACGUCAACGACAACGCACCUGUCUUCACCCAGAGCAUCACUGAGGUUGCCUUCCCAGAAAACAACAAGCCUGGUGAAGUGGUGGCCGAGGUCACUGCCAGUGAUGCUGAUUCUGGCUCUAACGCUGAACUGGUUUACUCUCUGGAGCCUGAGCCAGCUGCCAAGGGCCUCUUCACCAUCUCACCCGAGACUGGGGAGAUCCGAGUGAAGACAUCCCUGGAUCGGGAACAGCGAGACAGCUAUGAGUUGAAGGUGGUGGCAGCUGACCGGGGCAGCCCCAGCCUCCAGGGCACAGCCACUGUCCUCGUCAAUGUGCUGGACUGCAAUGACAAUGACCCCAAAUUUAUGUUGAGUGGCUACAACUUCUCGGUGAUGGAGAAUAUGCCGGCGCUAAGUCCAGUGGGCAUGGUGACUGUCAUUGAUGGGGACAAGGGGGAGAAUGCCCGGGUGCAGCUCUCGGUGGAGCAGGAUAAUGGUGACUUUGUUAUCCAGAAUGGCACAGGCACCAUCCUCUCCAGCCUGAGCUUUGAUCGAGAGCAACAAAGCACUUACACCUUCCAGCUGAAGGCAGUGGAUGGUGGCAUCCCACCUCGCUCAGCUUAUGUUGGUGUCACCAUCAAUGUGCUGGAUGAGAAUGACAAUGCGCCCUUUAUCACCGCCCCUUCCAACACCUCCCACCGGCUUCUGACGCCCCAGACACGUCUUGGUGAGACAGUCAGCCAGGUGACAGCCGAGGACAUUGACUCUGGUGUCAAUGCUGAGCUGACCUACAGCAUCGCUGGUGGUAACCCUUAUGGACUCUUCCAGAUUGGGUCACAUUCAGGUGCCAUCACCCUGGAGAAGGAGAUUGAGCGGCGCCACCACGGGCUACACCGUUUAGUGGUGAAGGUCAGUGACCGUGGCAAACCCCCACGCUACGGCACAGCCUUGGUCCAUCUUUAUGUCAAUGAGACCCUGGCCAACCGCACACUGUUGGAGACCCUACUGGGCCACAGCCUGGACACACCACUGGAUAUUGACAUUGCUGGGGAUCCAGAAUACGAGCGUUCCAAGCAGCGUGGCAACAUCCUCUUUGGUGUGGUGGCUGGUGUCGUGGCUGUGGCCUUGCUCAUCGCCCUGGCAGUGCUCGUGCGCUACUGCCGGCAGCGGGAGGCCAAGAGUGGUUACCAGGCUGGUAAGAAGGAGACCAAGGACCUGUAUGCCCCCAAGCCCAGCAGCAAAGCCUCCAAGGGAAACAAAAGCAAGGGCAAGAAGAGCAAGUCCCCGAAGCCUGUGAAGCCAGUGGAGGACGAGGAUGAGGCCGGGCUGCAGAAGUCUCUUAAGUUCAACCUGAUGAGUGAUGCCCCUGGAGACAGUCCCCGCAUCCACCUGCCCCUCAACUACCCACCAGGCAGCCCUGACCUGGGCCGCCACUACCGCUCUAACUCCCCACUGCCUUCCAUCCAGCUGCAGCCCCAGUCACCCUCGGCCUCCAAGAAGCACCAGGUGGUGCAGGACCUGCCGCCUGCAAACACAUUUGUGGGCACCGGGGACACCACGUCCACGGGCUCUGAGCAGUACUCCGACUACAGCUACCGCACCAACCCCCCCAAAUACCCCAGCAAGCAGUUACCUCACCGCCGCGUCACCUUCUCAGCCACCAGCCAGGCCCAGGAGCUGCAGGACCCAUCCCAGCACAGUUACUACGAUAGUGGCCUGGAGGAGUCUGAGACACCAUCCAGCAAGUCAUCCUCCGGGCCCCGACUCGGUCCCCUGGCCCUGCCUGAGGAUCACUAUGAGCGCACCACGCCUGACGGCAGCAUAGGAGAGAUGGAGCACCCCGAAAACGACCUUCGCCCUUUGCCUGAUGUUGCCAUGACGGGCACAUGUACCCGGGAGUGCAGUGAAUUUGGCCACUCCGACACAUGCUGGAUGCCUGGCCAGUCAUCUCCCAGCCGCCGGACCAAGAGCAGCGCCCUCAAACUCUCCACCUUCGUGCCUUACCAGGACCGAGGAGGGCAGGAGCCUGCGGGCGCCGGCAGCCCCAGCCCCCCGGAAGACCGGAACACCAAAACGGCCCCCGUGCGCCUCCUGCCCUCCUACAGUGCCUUCUCCCACAGUAGCCAUGAUUCCUGCAAGGACUCGGCCACCUUGGAGGAAAUCCCCCUGACCCAGACCUCGGACUUCCCACCCGCAGCCACACCGGCAUCUGCCCAGACGGCCAAGCGUGAGAUCUACCUGUGAGCCCCCUUCUGGCCAGCUGGCCACCUCCCUCCCAGAGCCGCCGGCCAGCUCCCAGAUGGGCCCAUUCCAGGGUCCCACUCUUGACCCCUCCAGCAUG
Molecule: messenger RNA, 3872 nt
Organism: Cynocephalus volans (Philippine flying lemur)
Lineage: Eukaryota; Metazoa; Chordata; Mammalia; Dermoptera; Cynocephalidae
Gene: PCDH1
Product: protocadherin 1
Exons: 5
Coding region: 62-3775 (1237 amino acids)
Biological process (GO): homophilic cell-cell adhesion
Cellular component (GO): plasma membrane
Molecular function (GO): calcium ion binding
Source: RefSeq, a predicted model, not a curated record